Nezara viridula (southern green stink bug) is the source of this 787-nucleotide messenger RNA. The record is from the annotation of a GenBank genome assembly. NCBI's taxonomy places the organism in Eukaryota, Metazoa, Arthropoda, Insecta, Hemiptera, Pentatomidae.
GUUAUUUUUGAUAUAAGUUAUUUGAGCUCUAUACUUUGGGUUUGAAUUGAAUGACAUGGCUGUUAACUUAUUUGAUAGGAGAAAGAUGCAAAUAUGAUGAUGAUUGUUUUGUUGAUAACAGUUAUUGUGAAAUGCAACAGAUAUGUGAGUGCAAAGAAAAUUUUCUUCCCAGUGAAGAUGGUGAAUCAUGUGUUGCAAUGAUUGGAGCACACUGUCAUUCAAAAUAUGACUGUACCACUCUUCCCAAUUCUAUCUGUAAAGAAGACAAAUGUAUAUGUGAACGGGGCUUUGUACCAGAUGCGCAGCAAACUAAAUGUUUACCAACAGCACAAAGAAUUAAAGAUAAAUGUGAACACGAUUUCCAAUGUAAAGAAAGAUUAGGUGGUAAUAGCUAUUGUUUUAAUGAACAAUGUCUCUGUUAUCCUGGAUAUCAUUUUGAAAAUUGGUGUAUUUCAUCAAAACGACUACACGAAGUGUGCAGAAACAAUUCUCAAUGUUUUAUUGGAGAAUAUUAUCAAAACUCAGUUCUUUGUUUGUCAGGAUAUUGUAAAUGUGCACCAGGAUACCAUGAGGAACUUAAUCUCUGCAUAGUAAAUGCUGGAAGUUUAAACAUACCAACUGGAUUGAGAUUAGUUAUGAUUUUCAGCGCUUUAGUGCAUAUUGGUCUUCAACAAGUUAAUAAUUACUAGGUUUAUCUUUAAUCUAACUUUUAUUAAAUUAGAUUUUAAAAUCAGUUAACUGUCUACCAAAGAAGAAAUAAAAAUAACAGCUAACUCAGGAAAAGGGG